CAUGCCCGUUAGCAUACAGAACCUUCAUCAAGCCGGUGCUCGUACCUCGGAGCUGCCGGCCGAUCAGAACGGUCCCAUCCUCCUCUGCUCCAUGAUGCAGAACGUGGAGCAACCGACGCGACAUCACGCCGGGAAUGAAACGCACCCAGAGGACGCCGAAGAAAACCUGGACGAAAAUCUAGACACGAUGUUUGCGGCGGGACGCUCACUGGCAGCACGGGCCAAGGGACGCCACCACUGCCGACGGGGCUCGGUACCGUGCUUUAGCUCGCAUCAGUGCGUCAAACGCAGCAGCUGGUGUGACUCCAAGACGGACUGUAUGGAUGGUAGUGACGAGAGUGCGUGCUCAUGCGUUUCGCGCCUCCCCAAGCGCAAGCUCUGCGAUGGUUAUGCCGACUGUCCGCUCGGUAUGGACGAGAUGGGAUGCUUUGGGUGUGAAAAGUUCUCCUUCUCCUGCUUCCACACGGAGGCGGAGUACCGUUCGGCUCACCGAUCUGGGUCGAUGUGCUACAGUCUGCUCGAAAAGUGCGACGGUUUCGAUAACUGUCUGAACCGGAAGGAUGAACAGGACUGUACGAUGUUGGUGCGUGAUCUGGGGCACUAUUUGGCGUACUCGGUCCCGCACUCUACUGGGGUGCUGCAUCGGAACUAUCGUGGGAAGUGGUAUCCGGUGUGUCAUAAUCCUACACAGUGGGCAAGGGAAGCUUGCGAGACAGAGCUCGGGCCACUCGAUCGUGAGCCACUGUUGAGCCACGGACAUGGCAGUCUGCCCGGACCGUACAUUAGCCAGCGGGCAAACAGUGCCGUAUCGCAGCCCGAGUUUAGUGAAGCUUGUAAUGGGGUUUACGUACACGUGAAGUGUCCUGCGGUGCAUUGUGGUACGAGUCGGAUGCACGAACAGCACGCCGCCCGGAUCAAUGUGCGGACGAGGCGUGAGGCGAACGAGAGCGAAAUUGUGGAGAGUGUGCGCAUCGUUGGAGGAUCACACGCCGAGCCGGAAGCGUACCCGUUCAUCGUUGGUAUCUUCCGGGAUGGGAAGUAUCACUGUGGUGGCAGCAUUUACAACGAACAUUGGAUCAUUUCCGCCGCUCACUGCUGUGACAACUUCGACCAGCACUACUUCGAGGUACGGUCGGGCAUGCUGCGCAAGCGGAGCUUUGCGCCGCAGGUUCAAAUUACACGCGUCACGCACAUGAUCGUUCAUCACGCGUACAGCUCGUCGUUGAUGGCGAACGAUAUUGCGCUGAUGCGGGUAGAGCAUCCGUUCCACUACAAUCGAUGGGUGCGUCCGAUCUGUAUGCCGGAGCGCCAUCGUACCACGGACGAUCGGGAUUGGAUCUGGGGACCAAAGGCCGGCACUGUCUGCACCGCUAUUGGAUGGGGUGCACUGCGGGAGCGUGGUGGAGCACCCGAUCAUCUGAUGCAGGUUUCGGUGCCGAUCUUAGGCUACUGCAAGCACAAAUCCGAUCGUGACAGUCUGCAGAUCUGUGCGGCAGAAGAAGACGGCGGUCAUGAUGCGUGCCAGGGUGAUUCCGGUGGACCGUUUGUGUGUCAGAGCAAAUCGAACCCGUUCGAGUGGUAUCUGGCCGGUGUGGUAAGUCACGGGGAGGGAUGUGCGCGUGCACACGAACCCGGUGUCUACACGCGAGUGGCACUGUUUAUCGAUUGGAUUGCGGAGAAGGUAAAUGCGCCACUGCCAGUACGUACUGCACGGGCUGACUGUCCCGGGAUGCGAUGUAUCUGGGGUGGAGGGAUCUGUCUACCACCGGGCAAGAAGUGUAACGGAUACGUUAACUGUCUUGGUGGGGAGGAUGAGUCGGGCUGUGGGAUGGAUCAGAUGCUACGAUCGAUGUCGCAGCGAGGUGAGGAAGAAAGUGAGGAGGACGGUGGUAGUGCCACACAGAGAGCUUCGGAUGUUGAUACAACGGAAGCUGAGACUACCGUGUUGUUCACAUCGGAAGAAACGACGACGUUAAGCGUGCCGGAAGAAGCGAGUGUAGAAGCGCAGGAGAGUAUGAUCAUGACGAACACAGCACAAACGGAACCGAUCACUACUACUACAAGUACAGUUGCCACUACCACACCUCAACUUGAGCUAUCUACUGCUGAAGAAAGCACAACGGAGGACAGCUCUACCUCUGCAAGUACCUCAGAAGAUGCACCUACGGAAGCCUCUACCUCUCCGGAGUCAACCACAUUGGAGGUCACAACAGACCUCAGUACAGAGUCAGCUUCCACUACGAAUGAGCCAACAACAACCUUCACAUCAACAACCGACUCUGCGAUCAUCUUCCCCAUACACGAUCACGAACAGGAUCGUCCUAAGCAAGGCUUUGAAUUCAUUGCACCGAUCACCUCCUCCACAACGGAAGUCAUCUGGAAGGCGCUGGAAAAGGCAGUCAAAGAGGUACGUGGACAGGUACGCACUGGGAAUGGCACUUCAGUGGUGAACGCCACAACGGAACCAACGGAAGUGUUCUCUACGGAACUGCCACUGGAAGCCACGUCCGAAGAUCCGCUGGAAGAUUCUUCCGACCAUCCAUUCUUGGUGGAGUUGGACGUGAUGCAGCAGCAGAAACACAAGCGAGUGGCCCAAUUCCGCAUGACGGUGCACAAUGUGCACACGAACACGAAGGUGCAGACGAUGCUGCCGAAUGAUACGGCACAGUACAGACAGUUUUCCUGCAGGAAUAUCACCCAGAGGAUCAAUGUGGCACACCGGUGCGAUCGGAUCGUAGACUGUGAGGAUGGCAGUGAUGAGCUGAACUGUACCUGUCGCGACUUCCUGAAGGAUAAGUUUGAUUUCCUGAUCUGCGACGGCAAGACGGACUGUCUCGAUCAAACGGAUGAGCUGGGUUGUAUGAACUGUCAGGCUGGUCAGUAUGCGUGCCGGAUCAGCCAGGUUUGCAUUCCCGGGGUGCAGGUCUGCAACGGUCAUCCAGACUGUCCGAUGCAUGAAGAUGAGCUGGAUUGUUUGGCUCUAACGGAUGGACAUCGUGUGUACUUCGACGCAAACAAUCUCACCCUCUUCCACAACACGGGCAUUGUGACGAAAAACACAAACGGAACCUGGGAGAUACUGUGUGGAGCGGUCCUCACGGCAAAGACGGAACAUGCUGUGGAGAAGAUCUGCUCGUUCUUGGGAUUUGCUGGUCAUCGGAACUACUCACUGCUCUCACUCGCACCGAACGAUCUGCCUGUUGGGCUGCUUGCAAAUCCAAACAAUCUACACUACGUCAACCUUACGCUCCAUGCUCCCUGUCAAGCGUUGCGUGUCUCCUGCGUCCAACACAUCAACGCUACCGAGCACGACAUAGCACACUUUGAGCACAACCACAAGCAAGACCCGGUACAGGUUAACAUUCGUCCACUGAACCCGAUCAACCGGCCCCAUCACAUGCCUCAGAUCGUGUUCCAGGAGAACGCUCACAUCGAGCUGGUGGAAAACUUUGGCGAUGAUUACGAUUGGCCCUGGAAUACGAACAUCUAUCUCGAUGGGGUAAUGAUCUGCAGUGGGCUGAUCAUCGAUGCGAGCUGGAUCAUUGUGUCGGGGAGCUGUACACGGUUGGUGAACCUGCGGCAUCAGUAUCUGGCGGUGGUGGCGGGCGGUGCCAAGUCGUACCUACACAUUGAAGGGCCGUACGAGCAGGUGGUGCGGGUCGAUUGCUAUCACUACAUACCGGAGGCGGAAACGGUGAUGCUGCAUCUGGCGACGAAGCUAAGCUUUAGCCGGCACGUGCUGCCGACGUUUGUGCCGGAGAAUGAAAACCUAACGGACAGUGAGUGUCUUGCGGUGGGACAGGAUAAGUACGGAAGAACGAAAACGCUGCGGGUGCAUCUCAACACCACCAACUGCCCAGGGGAACGGGUGCGAUGCUACCAUAAGGAUCUGAAGCAGCCCUACUACCAUCACGAAUCUUGUUACACACCAGAAGCGACACGAUCAGGUGUGAUCGUGUGCAAAACAAGCCGCUCCGGCUGGUAUCCCGUCGGGUUCUACCAGCACAAGCGCGGUCUGUGCGGGUUCAACGAAGUGGUGCGUGUUACAAGCCUGGUAGAAUCGUACCACAGGAUCCAGAACGUGCUACACAAGGAACAGUGUGGUGAUCAGCUGUACGAGGAACCCCACUGCGCAGGAAAGCGUUGUCGCUAUGGAAAGUGUGUCGGUGAGAAGUUGCUGUGCGAUCGCAAGCCGGACUGUUCCGAUGGAUCGGAUGAGGAACCGGCAAUGUGUGCCGCACGCAAUCAAACUGGAAAUUGUCUGCCACAUCAACUACGUUGCGCGAAUGAACGGUGUAUUGACAAGUCUAGCUUCUGCGAUCGCAAGAACGAUUGUGGAGACUCGACCGAUGAACCGCACGAUUGCUCCUGCUACACCUAUCUUAAAAUUACGGACCCGGGUAAGAUCUGCGACGGAGUGCGCAACUGUUGGGACAAAUCGGACGAAAAUCCACGCGUCUGUCGGUGCCACUCGACGAGCUUCCGGUGCGGCGAGUCGGACAUCUGCGUGCCGUACGAUUUUGUGUGCGACAAGGAACGGGACUGUCCGAAUGGGGAGGAUGAGCUGUACUGUUACGCACUGCAGCAGAACUCUUAUGAAGCUGGGUACGGUGAGCUGAUGGAGCAAAGCUACGGCAUCUGGCACUCAAAGUGCUUCCCCACGACGACCCAGUUCGACGACGAGUACAUGAAGCGCAUCUGCGAGCAGUUGGGUUACAGUCAGGUGCGCAAAAUCUUUGGCCGAGCGAUCGUGCAAGGUGCUCGGUUGCGUACUGCCAACCAGACGGAAACGCCCGUUGAUAAGCUGCGUCGUUCGGCGACCAAAGCGAUCGUGCAGAACAAGUUCUCCAAGGUCGUUAUUAACCAGAACCAUACGUUUUACAUGAAACCGAGCCGGCCCAUGUUUAAGGUGAUCAACUGGAACUAUGAGGACGAGCAGAACUGCCAUCGGUUGGAGUUGCUGUGUGCCCCGUGAGGGGUGGUGUCGGAAGGCGUGAUGAGAUCUUACGAGUACGUUUUUUAGGUAAUAAAGUUAGCAUCGUAAUUUGAAUCGGCAAAGAAAAAACGGAGCGAUGUCUG
Messenger RNA from Anopheles coluzzii, 5079 nucleotides. RefSeq names its product serine protease nudel (gene ndl). The transcript has 12 exons. NCBI's taxonomy places the organism in Eukaryota, Metazoa, Arthropoda, Insecta, Diptera, Culicidae. The record is from RefSeq and is a predicted model, not a curated record. Gene Ontology annotation, molecular function: protein binding; serine-type endopeptidase activity. The coding region runs from base 2 to 4975 and encodes 1657 amino acids. Gene Ontology annotation, biological process: proteolysis.